Pistacia vera is the source of this 2490-nucleotide messenger RNA. Its product is annotated as putative receptor protein kinase ZmPK1. NCBI's taxonomy places the organism in Eukaryota, Viridiplantae, Streptophyta, Magnoliopsida, Sapindales, Anacardiaceae. The transcript has a single exon. Gene Ontology annotation, molecular function: protein serine/threonine kinase activity; ATP binding. Bases 1 to 2379 code for a protein of 792 amino acids. Gene Ontology annotation, biological process: recognition of pollen; protein phosphorylation. The record is from RefSeq and is a predicted model, not a curated record.
AUGAGAUUUCUUGAUUUGUUCAUUCUCUUGAUAUUAGUACCAGUGGCCUGGGCUCAAGCAUGGUCACAGGGGUUGCCAAGUCUAAGCCGCAGAAGCUUCUUGGCUGUUGCAAAAGAGAAUGAUUUCCUGGCUUCACCAAAGGGGACAUUCUCUAGUGGAUUUUACGAGGUUGGCACUAAUGCAUAUUGUUUUGCAAUAUGGUUCACCAACUCGGUUAACAAGACCGUGGUUUGGAUGGCCAACAGAGACAAGCCAGUUAAUGGAAGGCAUUCCAGGUUAACCCUCCAUGGAAAUGGAAAUCUGGUCUUGACUGAUGAAGAUGAAUCAGUAGUAUGGUCAACUGACACAUUAACAAAUGCAGGUGUCGAAGCUCGGCUUCUUGAAACAGGAAAUUUGGUACUGGUCAACCAAGCCAAGAGGAUCAUCUGGGAGAGUUUUGAAUUCCCCACGGACACACUCCUUCCAUCUCAGCCAUUUACCAAGAACACAACCUUGGUCUCUAUGAGAAGUCGAGGUACAUACUUAUCGGGAGUUUAUAAUUUGAAAUUCGAUGAUAAUAUUGUUUUGAAUCUCAUCUUCAAUGGUCCUCUAUUGUCAAGUGUCUACUGGCCAAGUACAAAGGUGACCGUAUUUGAGAGUGGCAGAACAUCUUAUAAUAGCACCAGAAAAGCAAUUCUAAAUGAUUUUGGACAUUUUGAAUCAAGUGAUAAUUUUGUAUUCAAAGCAACUGAUUAUGGAGUCGGUCCAAAGAGGCGCUUAACAUUAGAUUAUGAUGGAAUUUUGAGAUUGUAUAGUUUAGAUGAUUCAACCGGGCUAUGGAAAAUCUCAUGGAUCCCUGUUGACCUUUAUAAUUGCCAUGUUCAUGGGUUGUGCGGUGAAAAUGGUAUUUGCGUUUGCAGCCCGCAAUCAACUUGCAUUUGCCCUGAUGGUUUCAACAGAAAUAAUCCUUCAGACUGGUCCAAGGGUUGCUCUCCUUCGUUUAAUCUGACUUGUGAUCCAACUAAAUUGAAUUUCAUGCAGCUUAAGAGCACAGAUUUCCAAGGAUAUGACUUGGUUACCUAUGCUAGACGCAUUUCCUUUGAAGAAUGCAGAAAUCGGUGUCUAAGUGAUUGCACAUGCAAGGGGUUUGGAUAUUCGACAGAUGGACUAGGCAGCUGUUAUCCGAAAGGUACUCUCCUAAACGGCUAUCGUGUACCGAGUAAAGCCCUCAAUAUGCAUAUAAAGAUUCUUAGAGGAACAGUAAUCUCUUCUCUGGAGCCGAGGAAUGUGGGGACAAAUGACCUGAACUGUUCAAAUGAGGCUCUUGCUGAGGGAGGAAAAACCAGUAAGAACUCGCACAUCAAAUAUUUGAUUGCCUUCGUGAGUGCCUUCGCAGUCAUUGAAAUAAGUUGCAUUGGUUUGGCAUGGUGGUAUGUCUUCAGGAAGCACAUGCACAAGGAAUUGGCCAAUAUGGGACAGUUUGUACUAGCCAUGGGCUUCAAACGUUUCACUUAUGCGGAACUGAAAAGGGCAACAAAGAAUUUCAAGCAAGAGAUAGGAACUGGGGGCUUUGGGACAGUUUAUAAAGGAGUUCUGGAAGACGAAAGAGUUAUAGCCGUGAAGAGACUGGGAGGUGUUUUGCAAGGAGAUGCUGAAUUUUGGGCGGAGGUGAGCAUCAUAGGGAAGAUCAAUCACAUGAAUUUGGUGAAACUGUGGGGAUUUUGUGCUGAGAAUGAGCACAAGUUGGUGGUUUAUGAGUAUGUGGAAAAUGGUUCACUGGAUAAAAUCUUAUUCAGUGAUUCAGCCAGCAAAUUAGACUGGAACCAAAGAUACAACAUUGCAGUAGGAACUGCAAGGGGUUUGUCAUAUCUACAUGAAGAGUGCCUAGAGUGGGUACUCCACUGUGAUGUGAAACCUCAAAAUAUACUGUUGGAUGAUCAUCUUGAACCUAAAGUGGCCGACUUUGGUCUGUCAAAGCUGUUCAUAGACCGGCAUGACACAUUGUUUUCCAAGGUGCGUGGCACGAUAGGAUACUUGGCUCCAGAAUGGAUGAUGAACCAACAUAUUGAUGCAAAAGCCGAUGUGUACAGCUAUGGUGUUGUCCUGUUGGAGCUAUUGAGUGGAAAGACAGCCUCCGGUUUUCAAUUAGCUACUCCUCACGGCGAGUGCAAUAAUUUGGUACAAUGGGCGACUAAACAACACAUGACACCAGAAGGGCUAAGGAAAGUAAUUGAUCCCAGACUGAAAAAUGAAUCCUACGAGGAGAAGAUUGAUAGAAUGAUAGAAGUUGCUCUGCUGUGUGUAGCAGAAGAUCGUCAUUCGAGGCCUCCAAUGAGCAAAGUUGUGGAGCUCUUGACUGCAUAUGAUGAGUCAAACCCAGAUGAGAAGAGGAAUGAUUGAAUUCUAGAAUUCCAGGCUUAAGAUUUCCAGUGUUUCCUCUGGGAAAAAAUAUGUAAUCAAUAAAUGUAAUACCAACAUGAAGCUGCAAAGAUCAUUACUAUUCUUUCUUCA